GUAUAUUUUUACUACUUACUGUAGCUAAAAUAUGAUUUUGGGGUUUCUUUUGUGUUGAACUCUUGAUUAAUACCAAUUUUGGUGAUAUUUGGUGAUUAAAAUUGAAGUUAGGUGUCUUGAGAUCUGUGUGAGCGAAGUUAGCCUUCACUCACCAGUUGUUGUCAGUUUGGUGAAACCCACCCAAUUCAUUCUUGUCCUUUAAGCUAAUUUAUUUCAAAUCCUUUUACUUUUCUACUCAAUUAUAUACCCACCAAGUGUUUGUAUCUUUUUAUAUACCUCUCUGUUGUCAUUAUUAACUAUUAAGUGAUAAGAAUGUAUAGUAACUUCUGUUUUUUAAUGAAGUAGCAUGUGUGACAGAGAAAAUCUGUCCUAAACGAUUUUGUAUGGUAUAGAACAUUCUCUAAAGUGUUUGCAAAAGCCCUUCUUAGAGAUGAUUAUGGUUCAUCCAGCUUCAUUUCAGGAAAAGGAUCGAAACAAUGUCGAAGAUUUCUGAUGAAUUAGUUAAGGUAUUGGUAUCCUUCUAUUAACUUAUACAUAGGUCUUAAUUUAUUUUGUUUGAAAUAUACUUUACUCUCUCUCUCUCUCUCUCUCUCUCUCUCUCUCUCUCUCUCUCCCCCCUUCUUUUCUUGUUCUUCUUAGCGCUUUCUUAAAAUAAAAUGUGAAUGUUAUUUAGAAUUUUAGCUUUUUCACAAAUGGUUAAUCUUACAUAUAAUCACAACUAGGGAUGCGAGAUAAUUUUUAAUUGUCUUAAAAUAUUCACAUAGCUUACAUUAUCUUUCUGAUGUAUUUGUGAUGUUCUGAUGUAUUUGAGAUUGUUUAUAUAUAGUGAUUUCUAGGGAUUUAUUUGUGAUGUUCUGAUGUACAUUAGCUUUCUGAUGUGUUUGCGAUCUAUUUAAUCUUACAUUAGCUUCUUGAUGUAUCUUUGAUGUGCUUUUUCUUUAAUCAUUUAAGGGUUAUAAAAUAAAAAUAACUGUUUGAGUUUUUUUGCUGCCAUGUAUUUUGGUUUCUUUCCUUCGUGCAUUAAAAGGUAGUACUAGGUGUUUGGUAAGGUUAAGUAUAUCUUUUCUUUACUUUAUUCUUGUGUAUUACAUAUCAAAAUAAUAAUAAUAUAUGUUUGUCUUUUUAAUUUUAAUAUUAACUAGGAAAAUGGAGAAUCUAGAGCAUGGUUGGAUGUAUGAGAGGUUGGAUGGACGAGGGGGUAUUAAUUCUUGUUUCAUAUCCGGUGUGGAUAAAUUUCUCCACUUUGCAUGUUUUCAACGAAAUCGCAUGAGUGGUGACAAUGUUAGAUGUCCUUGUAAAAAAUAUCACAAUAUUAAAUACAUGGAUGUUGAAACCGUUAGAUUACACCUUUUGCAAUUUGGAUUUGUUGAGAAUUAUUUUGCUUGGAUAUAUCAAGGGGAAAGAUGUUUAACUAAUGAGUUGUCUUCUAGUAGUAACUUGAAUAGUGGUGCUCAACCAGAAUUUAGAUAUGAGAAUCCAUACCGACGGAUGAUUCUUGAUAUAGCGGGGCCCAAUAUUAGCCAGGGUUCAAAUUGGCAAUCUGAUAGUAAUGUUGAACAUGAGUCAUCUCAUCCUUAUGAACAUUCAAUGGAGGGGGAGCCUAAUCCUGAAUCCCAGAAGUUCUAUGAUUUGCUACAGGCUGCCGAUGCAGAAUUGUAUCAUGGUUCUUCUCUCUCUCAACUUGAAGUAGUUUCUAGGACGUUAAACAUUAAAAUGGAGAAUUCUUUGUCACAUAGGGGUUAUGACCAAAUGAUGCAACUGUUUAAAGAGGUUUUACCUAAAGAUAACAUAGUGCUUGAUAACUGUUAUCAAAUUAAGAAACUAGUGCGUAGCUUGGGUUUGCCCAUUGAAAAGAUUGAUUGUUGUAAUUCAGGAUGCUGCAUGUUGUAUUGGGGUGAGGACGAAAACCUCACAUCUUAUAAAUUUUGUGGCUACGAGAGAUAUAAGCGUCGGGUCGGCUCUCGUAAGAGGAAAUUGGUGCCUUACAAGAAAAUGUAUUACUUUCCUUUGAUUCCUAGAUUGCGUAGAUUAUAUGCAUCCCAUGCUACAAUAACUGACAUGAGAUGGCAUCAUGAGCAUUUACAAGACGAGAGGGUAAUGAGUCAUCCAUCAGACUCUGUGGCUUGGAAGCACUUUAAUGAAACUCAUUCUUUUUUUGCUGAUGAACCAAGAAAUGUGAGGUUGGGGUUAUGUACUGAUGGUUUCCAACCAUUUGGUCAAUCUGGGAGGAAAUAUUCUUCGUGGCCUGUGAUUGUCACUCCAUACAAUUUACCUCCGUGUAUGUGUAUGAAUUUGGCAUAUAUAUUUUUAACUGUCAUUGUUCCUGAACCAACCAAUCCUAAGCGAAAAAUUGAUGUUUAUCUACAACCUCAAAGAACUAAUAUUGUUGUGGGAGGAGGGUGUAGAAGCAUUUGACAUCUCGAAAAAGCAAAAUUUUCAAUUAAGAGCAGCUUUGAUGCUGACAAUCAGUGACUUUCCAGCAUAUUCUAUGUUAUUAUGAUGGAGUACUGUGGGGAAGUUAGCAUGUCCUUACUCUAUGGAGGAAGCACAAUCUUUUAGAUUACAUCAUGGUGGGAAAAUAUCUUGGUUUAACAGUCAUAGAGUGUUUCUUAACCAAAAUCAUGCAUUAAGGAAAGAUCAUAAAAACUUUCUUAAAGGUCAGACCGUCAAAAGGCGACCACCAACCUUUAGAAUGGGAGAGGAAAUUUUGAACCAAAUUAGUGAAUUGGCGAUAAGGAAAGUGACAGAGAUGGAUGCAGAAGAAGUUAAUCGGAGAAUAUGUAAAUCUUGUGGAUGGAAAAAAAGUAUCUUUUGGGAUUUGCCUUAUUGGAGUUCCAACUUGAUUCGACAUAAUCUUGACGUCAUGCAUAUUGAAAAGAAUGUCUUUGAUAAUGUUUUUAACACAGUUCUUAAUGUUAAAGACAAUCCAAAAGCACGUCUAAAUAUGGUAGAAUACUGUGAUCGACCUCAGUUGGCAAAGAAUGCAAGUGGAAGCUAUCCCAAAGCUGCAUAUACAAUAGACAAGGCAGCAACAUAUAUCUUGUUUGAUUGGGUGAAAGGUUUGAUGUUUCCAGAUGGGUAUGUUUCAAAUUUGAGUCGAUGUCUAUACACUACCAAGUAUAGGUUAUUUGGCAUGAAAAGUCAUGAUUGCCAUGUGUUUAUGCAACGAUUAAUGUCUAUUGCCUUUCAUGAGCUACUUCCUAAUAAUGUGUGGCAAGCAGUUACAGAAUUAAGCUUAUUUUUUAAAGAUCUUUCUUCGAUCACUCUACGAGUUGCUGAAAUGGAGAGAUUAGAGGUAGACAUCCCACAAAUCUUGUGUAAGUUAGAACGUAUAUUUCCCCCUGGGUUCUUUAACUCAAUGGAACAUUUACCAGUGCACCUUCCAUAUGAAGCAGGGAUUGUUGGACCUGUACAAUACCGAUGGAUGUAUCCUUUCGAGAGUGCGGCCCGUAAUGAUGAUGGUGGUGUUAUGAAAGAUGUUGAAGGAAAUUUAUCAAUAUUCACCCAUCGAGGUCGACUAUGGGGAGAAGCAAAAAAGAGAAAUUUAUCCCUUGACGAAAUUAAGGCUGCCCAAACUUAUAUUCUACUAAAUUGUAAAGAAGUUGAGCCAUUUGUGAGUAUGUACGUGGAACGUUUGCAAGAAGAACUCCCGAAUCUAUCUCAAGAUCAAAUAGAUGAAAGCCUCCGAACAUAUUUCGCUGAAUGGUUCAAGGGAUAUGUUCAUUGCAAUCAUAGUGAGAAUGAAUUCUUGCGGAGUCUUGCUCAUGGACCAUUAAUAAGUGCGAAAUACCAUUCAAUGUAUUUUGUUAAUGGAUACAAAUUUCACACUGAUUGUCAUGGUAGUGCAAGAUCAACAAUGAAUAGUGGAGUUUGUAUCACAGAUCUAAAUGUUGGUGACUACUAUGGAAAGAUACAAGAUAUUAUACAAGUGGAAUACCGUGAAGAACCUUUAAAGUAAACUGUGUUAUUCAAAUGUGAAUGGUUUGACCCAACUAUUAUUGUUGGUGUUAAAAAGUAUAAUGAGUACAAAUUGGUCGAUGUUAACCAUCGUCGUCGAUUUAAGAAAUAUGAACCUUUUAUUCUUGCGAUGCAAGCAACUCAAGGGUGUUAUGUGUCUUAUCCUAGCAAGAAAAAGGACAAGGAUGAUUGGUUAUCUGUAUUAAAAGUCAAACCUCAGAAUAUUAUACAAUUACCCGAUGAGGAGGCGCCAACAAUUUCAGAACUGAACCUCCCGUUCCAAGUUGAUGAAGUUGAAGUCCAUGAUAGAAAUAUGAAUAUUGUCGUUGACGAAAGUAUACUCUUGCAUGAUCCAAAUGGGGAAUUAAUUGAAAUGGAUGAACCGUUUGAUGAUGGAUUAUUACCGGAGCAUCAUGAAACUGAAGAAGAGUAUGAAACUGAAGAAACUGAGGAGGAUGAGGAAGAGUUUGAAGAAGAAAUAGAUAGUGACUAGUGUGUUAACAAAAUUAUGCAACUAUAUCUCUUUGUAUUUUAUUUGUAGUAAUCUGUGUUGUAUGCUAUAACUUAUGUGCAAGAAUAUAUGUAUAUUUUUUGGUUGUCUUUAAUGUCCAAGUUUCUCAUUCAUUUUUUUAAAUCAUUGCUUAUUAUAAAACUGAAAGUCUAAAAUAAUUCUAUGAUUUUGCACGAAUUACUUAACUGUCUAUUCUUUUUUGGCAGGGUGAUAAUUCCAGUCUAGUGCAUUAGCUCGACUUUCACCUAUUGGCAUCAUUCUAAACUUCUACCAAUCUUUUUACGUUUUUGCUCUCCAACCACAAGUAUAAAAGUCACUUUAUAAGUUGUGUGUUUCUAUAAGAUUUUUAUUAUAUAGAGUAAUUUUCUAUAAGUCAUUGUAACCGAAUUUUAGAGUACAAAUAUUAGAGAGAAGAAAAUGAAAAACUUCAGUUUGAUUUUUAGUUUCUUUGAAAAAAGUAUUUUGAUGCAGAUUACAAAUUACCUUGAAAUGAGAUCAUGUUUAUACUUACAAAUGAAAUCAUGUUUAUUAUUUUUGAAUUGAAUUGAAACUUACAAAUUACCUUUUUGUUUUUUCUGUAUGCACUAUAACAGACACCAUGUACUGCUUGCUACUUUUUCAAUUUGUUUAUGACUAUUUUUUUGACAGAUAUGACUCGAGGCAGAGGUCGAGGUAGUGCAGGUCGUAUAAGCAAAUCCUCUGUUAUGGGUAAUUCAGCUACUCAUAGGAACAUUCCUACUAUUCCCAUUCCAAAAAUUAGUCAUCAACAAGGUGGUACGAGUUUCUCAAGUGGGCCAAGUCAUAUUAACCAAGUUCAAACAUUAGGUCCUAGUAGUACACCUCCAAUUCAAACAUCAGGUAAUAGUAGUACCCCACCUGUCUAUGUUGAACCAUAUCCGAUGACACCUAAUCAGAGCAACACAGUAGAUGAGGGUAUAUCACAGAAUAAUGCAAUAGGUGAGGGUAUAUCUACUCAAAGUAAUGCAAUAGGCGAAGGUGAUGCAACAGUAGUUUUGGCCAGCGGACUCUUGUUUUUCUUUCUUCUACAGGGUUAGAACCUUCUAGAUUAUGCUCUGAGUAUAUAUAUGAAAAUUUCAAGCAUAAACUUCAUCCAAAUGGAAUCAAUUGGAAAGGUGUCCCAAAAGAGAUAAAAGAAUUUUACUUUGGAGAAUUCAAGAAGGCAAUCUAUUGGGAUUCUUUGAUUGAUAGGGAAGUGAAGCGCCUAUGGGAAAGUAAGGCAGUGAGAAGGAAAAAUAUCAGCAAAUAUUACAGCAACAAACACAAACUCAAUCCGAUAUUGAUCAAUCUUUAGCAUUUUAUCAAGCCGUGGGAGGGGAAAAGAAGAGAAAAAUAUAUGGUCUUGGAUCUCAAGCAAAAUAUUUCUAUGGGCCGAAUCUUUGUGCCUCUUCUGGAUCUGAUGCUUCAUCAUCAGCAGCACCUCCGAAUGCUCAGUCAGCACCGAUGGCGAAUUUGGAUGAGUUAGUGAUGCGAUUAAUUCCUGCAUUGACUGAUCAUGUGGUUCCUGUACUGACUGAUCACAUGCUUCCUGUGUUGGUUGAGCGAGUAAGAAGAUUGAUAGCUUCACCAUCACAAGUGCAAGAUAAUCAUACCGAUCACCCAUCAGCUGUGGCACCUCCAGUUCCUCAUCAUACUACUAAUACUAACGAGGUUCAUGCAUCUCUUUCUGAUGAUGACCUCCACUCUCCAGUCUCUCAGUAGUUAACUAUUUUUAUUUAAACUUUAUUUUAGUAUUGUAGUUGUUUUGGAAUUAACGAGGUUCAUGCAUCGCUUUCUGAUGAUGACCUUCAAUCUCUAAUCUUCCAGCAAUUAACUAUUUUUGUUUGAACUUUAUUUUAGUAUUGUAAAUGUUUUAAACUUAAUUAUACAUUUGCAUUUUGGUAUCUA
This is a messenger RNA of Nicotiana tabacum (common tobacco), 6373 nucleotides long. NCBI's taxonomy places the organism in Eukaryota, Viridiplantae, Streptophyta, Magnoliopsida, Solanales, Solanaceae. The record is from RefSeq and is a predicted model, not a curated record.